CGUGCUUCUAGAAUAAGAAUUCCCCCUAUCUCACGUGAUAGGGCGGGUGUCGGGAUAUCUCCAUAUAAGUCCUCAGGGCGGUGUAGAGCGCGUGGUGGCCAUGGACACCGUUUUCCACACCCAUCACCGAGUCAGUGACAGGGGCACACUAUUUAAUCCCCUCCAUUCUACUCUCAUCUCUUCUCAACUUUUCCAUGCCUCGCAAGAAAGCCGUCUCCUCCACCGACGCCGCUGGCGUUCCGAUACCAGUGUCAUCGCGCUCCACCAGGGCUGCCACGAGGCAGGUAAACGCCGCACCUGCUUCUACUGCAAAACCCGUGUCCCAACCUGCAAAACCCGUCUCAAAAUCAAAAUCAUCCAAGAAGCGCCUGAACAAGGACGAUGACACUAGUGACAACAAGGCAGACAACGACUCGGAAGUGAAGAAGAUGGUUACUGUUGUGAAACGAGGUGCCGCUCCGGUAGACCCAACAUCCGGUCUCAUUUUUACACAUCAAGUCUACUCGAAUGCUGAAAGUGUUUGGGAUGCAAUGCUCAACCAAACUGAGGUUGGCUCUAACAAGAACAAAUUUUAUGUUAUACAACUGCUGCAUCCUAUUGGCAAUGACGCCCAAUGCUCCCUCUAUACGCGUUGGGGCCGCGUCGGCGAAAAUGGCGCAAGCCAAAUCAAGGGACCAUGGCCAUCUGCUUCUGCCAUUGGCGAGUUUAAGAAGCAGUUCAGGUCGAAAUCUGGCGUUGCAUGGCCCCAACGCUUUGGCAUGGUGGCUGCGAAGGAGCGUGUAUUCGAGGAUGAAGAUAACAAGGCGGAAAGCAGUGGCAGCAACUCCAAAGAAGAUGAACCUGUUCCGGAAUCCAAGUUGCUACCCGAGUUGCAGGUAAUUAGAGAAAACAACUUCCUCACCUGCGCUAAUUCAAUCAAUGCGUCAACUGAUCAAUGUAGACUUAUUGAUGCUCACUUGUCGUCGAUGAAUUAUGACGCCAAUAAGCUUCCACUUGGCAAACUCGCGAAGUCAACGAUUCUCAAUGGGUUUGCGGCAUUGAAGAAACUCGCGGAAGUGGUCGAGCAUCCGGAUGGUGACAUGGCGAAGUCUCUAGGCGGCUUCCAAACUGCCUGUGAAACGCUUACUUCGGAAUACUAUUCCAUCAUUCCUCAUGUAUUCGGGCGCAUGAGGCCCACUGUAAUCAGAGACCAAGAUCUUUUGAAAAGGGAAAUCGCCCAUAAGCUCAUAAAUACUACCAUCAAUGUUGAUGACGACGGGAAGCCACUUAACCCGCUGGACGCGCACUUCCGCUCGCUGGGUCUCAAUUCGAUGGAUCCUGUCGCUCGAGACAGCUCGGAAUUCGAUACUCUCACACGUUACAUCUCCGACACGCAUGGACAGACGCAUCACUUCAGGUCGGCAGUUCUACAUGCAUUUAGGGUGGAGAGAGGGGCAGAGACUUCUGCAUGGCUCGCGAAGGGUUACGAUAAGCUUCCUGCUGGCGAUCGGAUGCUCUUGUGGCACGGUUCUAGGACGACCAACUUCGCUGGUAUCCUCAAACAGGGUCUUCGGAUCGCCCCUCCGGAGGCGCCUGUUACGGGCUACAUGUUUGGCAAAGGUGUCUACUUUGCAGAUUCUGCAGGCUACUGCUACGCUAGCUUGAGUAACAAAAUAGGCGUGUUACUCCUCUGUGAGGUGGCUGUAAAACCGUUCCUCGAGAUGAACAAUGCAAAUUACAAUGCCGAUGAAGAUUGCAAGAAAAGCAAGACUUUGGCAACGAAAGGGGUAGGAAUGGUACAACCUACCAAUUGGCAAGAUGCUGGUAUGGCGCUUGGCCACAAAGAACUUGAGGGUGUUCACAUGCCCAAGGGAGAGGCAUUGCAGGUCAACCCCCCUGGUGCCUUUCUCAUGUACAACGAGUACAUCGUCUAUGACCCAUCCCAGAUCCGCUUGCGGUACCUGCUCAUGGUAAAGAUGGAUUGAGUAAGAUUGAGUCGGGAAAUAUAUGUAGCCUCAGUUUUCUUCUGUCGGGAACUACUAUACUUGAUGGCUUCAAUUAGACAUGAAUUCAUCGAUCUCCCCUAAAAGGAGGAUGAUACUCAUUUACCGUGAUGGUUCAGUAAAUAUCACGUGAUUUCAGACAUCA
Messenger RNA from Suillus fuscotomentosus, 2127 nucleotides. Its product is annotated as poly polymerase catalytic domain-containing protein. The transcript is spliced from 18 exons. Gene Ontology annotation, molecular function: NAD+ poly-ADP-ribosyltransferase activity. NCBI's taxonomy places the organism in Eukaryota, Fungi, Basidiomycota, Agaricomycetes, Boletales, Suillaceae. The record is from RefSeq and is a predicted model, not a curated record. Bases 195 to 1964 code for a protein of 589 amino acids.